GUCACCUCGCUCACCUCCGCGCGGCUCGCUCAGCUCGUCGAGGGCGGCACUCCGACGCUGGUAGAGUUCUACGCCGAGUGGUGCGGGCACUGCCAGCAGUACGCCAAGACCUACGAGAAGGUCGCGGCCGCGCUACGCUCCGACGUGCCCGGGCUGCUCGUCGCCGCGAUCAACUGCCCGUCGCACGAGAAGGACUGCUCCAGCCACGGCGUCCGCUCCUACCCGACCAUCAAGCUGUUU
Molecule: messenger RNA, 240 nt
Organism: Emiliania huxleyi CCMP1516
Lineage: Eukaryota; Haptophyta; Isochrysidales; Noelaerhabdaceae
Exons: 1
Biological process (GO): protein folding
Cellular component (GO): endoplasmic reticulum
Molecular function (GO): protein disulfide isomerase activity
Source: RefSeq, a predicted model, not a curated record